AUGAAUACGAAUUACGCACCACCUGGAAGAGGUUCUACCCUUCGAAGGGGUAAAACUUUAACUAGACCUGAACGUCAACAACCUAUUACACCACUUUUAACAGGGAAAAAAGAAAGAAAACCUUUAGAUCCCUGGGUAAUAUUUUCUCGUGUUGUCACCAUUUGGGCUCCAAACAUUGCCCUAUCAAAAAUUGGCGGACUUCAUGAUAAAAUGUCUCAACAAGCUUGGAGAGAGAAGGUCGCUUUAUGUUUUAUUGCUAUUAUUAUGGGCGCAAUUGUAGCCUUUUUAACUAUAGGUUUUAGGCCUACUUUAUGUCCAGAAGAUCAAGCCAAUAAUGCUGAAACAUACUUACCUUAUGGGGUUACUAGAUGGCAUUUUGACAUCUCGAAAGCAAGAAUCAAUGAAAUAAAUUUUAUCGAACUUUCAGCUAAACAGCCAGGAUUAGAUAUCACUCCACUUUUUAAACGCGAUGUUAGUCAAAUACCAAGUUGUUCAAAUCCUUCGAUCCAAAAAUUUGCUGCCGUUACAACUCCAUUAUGUAAUGUUACUGUAAAUAAUAAUUGUCCACUUCGACCACUUGCUCAAGCAGCUACCGCAUAUAACUUAUAUAAUACAAGCAAAUUGGUUGGUUUUGAUUGGAAGCAAUUGGGUAACCUUACUAACUAUAUAGUCCUUGAUGGAAAAGUACUCAAUUUCGAUUCUUACUUUAACGCCCAUCCACAACCAAUUGCCGAUGAUUUACUUGAUGCUAUCAUUCGAAAUACUAAAAAUAAUUCUCAUCCUUCGGGUGGUAAAGACGCUACUCGCUUAUUUUAUAAAACAAGCGAAACAAAAGAUGCAAUGAAUUGUCUCCAAGAUAAAUACUAUGCCGGUCACAUAGACAAAGAAACUAUUGGUUGUUUCACAUCAGAUCUGUUUAAUUUUAUCAUGUUGGUGAUCAUUUUGGGUGUGGUUAUGGCCAAAUUUAUAAUGGCUUGUAUAUUCAAUUGGUUCUUGUCUCAUCUGCUUGCUCUUGAACCAAAAAAAGAAAAGAAGGCUGUAAUAUCUCCGCAAGUUCUUUCUGGCGGUUAUGCAAAAAAACAUCCCGCUCCAUGGGCCCAUAAGAAUGAUUCUGGUUCUGUAGUUAAAACAAUUGGUAAAGAUGAGAUUGGGAAUGAUCUUUUCACUGUAUUGCUUAUAACUUGCUAUUCUGAGGGUGAAGACGGCAUUCGUAUCACAUGUGAAUCGAUGGCUGGGACUGAUUAUCCUGAUGAUCGUAAAUUGUUAUUUUUAGUUUGUGAUGGCAUAAUUACUGGUAGUGGGAAUGAAAAAAGUACACCGGAUAUUUGUGUUAAUCUAAUGGAAAUUGAACAAGGUUUUGAAGAUCCAAAUCCUCAAAGUUAUAUUGCUAUCGCUGCUGGAAAUAAACAGCACAAUAUGGCAAAAGUUUACGCGGGAUAUUUUCCAUAUGAAAAUCAUCGUGUUCCAAUGAUUGUUGUUGUUAAAUGUGGUAAUCCAGAUGAACAAAAUUCGCCAAAACCUGGGAAUCGAGGAAAAAGAGAUUCUCAAUUGAUAUUAAUGAGUUUCUUUAGUAGAGUUACCUACAAUGAUCGUAUGUGUGCUUUAGAUUAUGAUUUGUUUGGAAAAAUUCAUCAUCUGAUGGGCGUGACUCCAGAUUUUUUUGAAUUGGUUUUGAUGGUGGACGCUGAUACAAAAGUUUAUUCAGAUUCUCUAAGACUUUUGGUUAACUGUAUGUGUAACGACCAAUUAAUUAUGGGUCUAUGUGGCGAAACUAAAAUUGGCAACAAACGUGAUUCAUGGGUCACUGCAAUUCAAGUAUUUGAAUAUUAUAUAUCGCAUCAUUUGGGUAAAGGUUUUGAAUCAGUAUUUGGUGGUGUGACAUGUUUGCCAGGUUGUUUUUGUAUGUAUCGUUUCAAAGCUCGUAAAGGUGAUAAUGACUGGGUUCCUAUCAUAGCAAAUCCAGAAAUCGUGCAAGAAUAUAGUCAAAAUGAGGUCAAUACACUUCAUCAAAAGAAUUUAUUAUUAUUAGGAGAAGAUCGUUUUUUGACAACUCUUAUGCUUAGACAUUUUCCUAAUCGUAAAAUGACAUUUUGCCCUCAAGCUAUUUGUAAAACAAUUGUGCCAGAUGAAUUUAAAGUUUUAUUAUCUCAACGUCGUAGGUGGAUCAAUUCAACAAUUCAUAAUUUAAUGGAACUUGUUUUAGUUAGAAAUCUUUGUGGAACUUUUUGUUUCUCAAUGCAAUUUGUGGUUUUCAUGGAAUUACAAGGAACAAUUGUGCUGCCUGUUGCCAUCAUGUUAACUUUCACACUGAUCAUCUCAUCAAUCUUAAAUCCGCCACAUGAUUUUGCUGAAUCAAUACCUUUAUUGAUGUUGGCUGCUAUACUAGGUCUACCAGCUAUAUUAAUUUUAAUUACUACUCGUAAACUUGUUUAUAUUGCUUGGAUGUUGAUUUACUUGUUAGCUUUGCCAAUUUGGAAUUUUGUUUUACCAACUUAUGCUUAUUGGCAUUUUGAUGAUUUUUCAUGGGGCGAAACUAGAAAAGUUGAAGGUGAAAGUAAAGGAGAUGAUCAUGGUAAAAAGGAGGGACAAUUUGACAGAUCGAAAGUUCCGUUGAAAAGAUGGGAAGAUUGGGAGCGUACUAGAAUUCGUAGAAUUAAACGCAAAGAACGUCAACGACAACAAUUAGAAAGUGGCUCCAUACAUUUAACACAUCUAAGUAUGGCCAGUGAAGAGGAUGUUAGUUUAAUUCCUCCAAAUUCAUCACAUUACGACGAUGAUGAAACAUCAUCAAUCAAGUCAGGUGCAACACAUGAUCUCGUAGAUGAAGAGAUUGCACUUAUUUUUUCCAAAUAUUUUUCUUUUUGA
Messenger RNA from Entrophospora sp. SA101, 2865 nucleotides. The record is from the annotation of a GenBank genome assembly. NCBI's taxonomy places the organism in Eukaryota, Fungi, Glomeromycota, Glomeromycetes, Entrophosporales, Entrophosporaceae.